AUGGCGCGGUUUUUCAAUCCACCAAACUACUACCCUCUUGCUCCAUACCUUUCUUCACCGCCAGCCUCCGACAUAUUUACUUCAACAAGUCACAUGCCUUCCGUUCUCCGGCUUGUUCGUGGGCUUGCCACUAAUGCAAAGCCAAAAUUGCAAGAUAUCGUCAUUGUUGGUGGAGGUCCCGCGGGACUCUCUCUCUUGCUGGCUCUCAAGAACAACGCUGCUACGAAACACCUUCAGUGCACAUUGAUUGAAGGGCUGAGUUUUGAUGGCGUCAGGAAGUUUGCUCAGGAUCCACCGGAGACUUACACCAAUCGAGUUGUUUCGCUUACACCCAAAUCGGUGGAGUUCAUGAGUACCAAACUGGGCUCCUGGGACCACAUUCAGACAGAUCGAGUGAAGUUCUACGAUCAUAUGAUUGCCUACGAUAGCCAGGAUCCCGAUGCUCGAAUUGAGUUUGACACCUCACAGGUUUCUGGAGGCGGCGGCGUAAUUGCAGCUAUGGCUGAGGUGGUGAACAUUCAAGGUUCGUUGUUGGAGAAGAUAGACGAGUUAAACGAGGAGUUGGCACCUGAAUAUCAGGCAAAUAUCGUAGAGAAGGCUCGUGUUGUGGACAUCAAGGAAGGCAAGGGAGACUUGGACUGGCCGGUGGUUGCAUUGGACAAUGGCGAAACGUACCAGACAAGAUUGUUGGUUGGUGCUGAUGGGCAGAACUCUCCUGUCAGAAAAUACGCUGGAAUAGAGUCUCGUGGGUGGCCAUACAACAGGUUUGGUGUGGUAGGUACCCUCAAAGUGCAAUAUGAAGACUACAGGGCAAUCGCCUGGCAGAGGUUUUUGACUACAGGGCCAUUGGCAAUUCUUCCACUCACUGAAGACAAUGUUACAUUUGUGUGGUCAAGCACACCAGAAUUGGCCGACACGUUGAUGAAGGUGGACGAGGAGAUCUUUCCUCAUUUGAUAAAUGCAGCUCUUGUUCUUGAGGAGGUGGACCUCAAUUAUAUCUAUAAAAUGUUGAGAGCCAACCCAAGCGACAAGCAAGCAAUCGAGGAAAUUCAAUGGCGUCUCUCAAAAAUCCCUGAUGAAGAACUCGAGGAAAAGUAUCCAGUACCCGUUGCUAGACUCAUGUCAGGCUCAAGAGCUCGUUUCCCCUUGAAGCUUCUUCACGCAGACACUUACACUGCCCCCAGAGUUGCCUUAGUUGGUGAUGCUGCUCACACAGUGCACCCAUUGGCUGGUCAAGGACUCAACAUGGGCCAAAGCGACGUCGCUGCUCUAGUGGAGACGAUCGAAACGGGAAUUUCUCGUGGCCAGGAUAUCGGUUCUAAGCUUACUCUAGAUUACUACACUGCGAAAGCGUGGCCCGCAAACCACGUUUUGAUGGGCAUUUGCGACAAGCUUCAUAAGAUAUUCUCGACCGAUUUUUCGCCUCUCGUGUUCGUAAGAGGUUUUGGGUUGAAAUCCAUCAACAUGUUGGGCUCGAUCAAGGAUAUGAUGAUCAGCUCCGUCAGCGGCCGCUAA
Molecule: messenger RNA, 1515 nt
Organism: Candidozyma auris
Lineage: Eukaryota; Fungi; Ascomycota; Pichiomycetes; Serinales; Metschnikowiaceae
Gene: COQ6
Product: putative N,N-dimethylaniline monooxygenase
Exons: 1
Coding region: 1-1515 (504 amino acids)
Biological process (GO): ubiquinone biosynthetic process
Cellular component (GO): mitochondrion
Molecular function (GO): FAD binding; oxidoreductase activity, acting on paired donors, with incorporation or reduction of molecular oxygen, NAD(P)H as one donor, and incorporation of one atom of oxygen; 2-octaprenyl-6-methoxyphenol hydroxylase activity
Source: RefSeq, a predicted model, not a curated record